AUGCCAGCUGCUUCUGCACCGCUAGAUCCAGCACCUCCUGCUAAUAGCUCUUGUGUCGAUAGCAUGAUGGUGCAUGCACCCGGUAUUGACAUUGAGGCCGAAAUUGCUACUCGUGAUGGAGUUGAGGUCUUUACUACUCUGUCUAUUUACCCAGGCUCAUCUCCCGAGCGGCAACCUUGGCUUCGAUUGCGUCAAAUGACUGAUGCAGAGCACGACUCCGCUGCUGCCACUAUGCAACUGUUUGCUGAAGUCUUGGCGAGCAAGAUUGUCGAUGCUGACAGCUGGGGAACAGACAAGGGAUACACCUCUGCCAUACCUGACCGCCUUCGGGAAGUCUUUCAGCCGUACUCUGUGGUACAUGUCCAUGCUGCGCCUCCAAGCCACACUAAGCCACGCUAG
Molecule: messenger RNA, 399 nt
Organism: Peronospora matthiolae
Lineage: Eukaryota; Oomycota; Peronosporomycetes; Peronosporales; Peronosporaceae
Source: the annotation of a GenBank genome assembly